GCGAGAACCCCGAAAAACGUGAAAAACACAUGUGCGCAAAUUUUAAACUGAAAUUAAAAAGAAACUGACGUGCUGACAGCAGCCAUUUAAAAAAUUUACAUGAAAUGAAAGGGAACAAGCGUCGAAAACAUGGGAAACAUCAUGUUAAAAAGAGAAGAAAGAUUGAUCUUCAAGCGAUAAGUAAAAAAGUAAACGAAAGAAAAACAGGUGGAGCUAAAAAAAUAUAUGCAGGUAGUCAUGGAACGCCUUCUGCAAAUGAAUCUUAUGACACCAAAGGAAACCAAGCUGAUGCAGCAGAUGAGGAAGGUUACAGUUCAGAAAGCAGUAUAGAACAAGAACCUUCAGCUUACGAACAACUUCUCUCUACUCUUGGUUCAUCUGCAGCAAAUCAAUAUUCUGAUGAGGAAGACGAUGUAUCUGAUGAAGAUGAAGAUGAGGAGGAGUUUGAUGAAGAAGACAUUGAUGAGGAAGAUGCUGAAUCUGACAUUAUUGAAGAUGAGGGUAUGCCUUUAAGAUAUGAGGAUUCCACACAGAUCUCGCUAGAUAAGAAAAGUGGACGUCAGUUAGAAGAAAAUGUAGAAGUUGAAGAUGAAGAAGAUGAAGAUGAAGAUGGUGAUAAUGAGGAGGAGGAGGAAGUUGCUAGUGAUGAGGAGGAGGAGGAAGUUGCUAGUGAUGAGGAGGAGGAGGAAGUUGCUAGUGAUGAGGAGGAUGGAAAUAAGGAUGAAGAAGAAGUAAAUACUGAAACACAACUGAAAGAUCCUUUCUUGAGAAGGAUGGCUUAUGAUAUCGGCAGUGAGACAGCCAGUGAACUAGCCAAGGGUGAAGUGACACACAAAUUUCAAACGAAGUGGAAUACGCUUAGAAAGCUCGUCUUCUCAUCAAUGUGUUCUAAGAAACCAGUGGUCUUGAGAGCUCCUCAAAGUCCUACCUUCAAUGACCUUAAUAUCAGGAAGAGAAUAUGGAGUCAGUGGGUUGAUAGUAAUCAGCAGUUCAUACCGCCUCAGUCCAAUCAUGUCUUUACUCCUCUACAGCUGGAGCUGUUUACAAUCAUCAACGCUUAUCAAGAUUUGUUGUUUACAGAGAAAACACAUAAAAAUGCAGAGGAGAUCCGUAAUGUAACCUGUCUCCAUAUUCUCAAUCACAUUGUAAAGUCACGAGACGCAGUACUAAAGCAUAACACCAUGUUGACUAAAGACCCAACGCUGGACACUGAGACAAUGAGAGACCAGGGUCUGACGAGGCCUGGAGUAUUAAUCGUUGUUCCAUUCCGUGAUGGCGCUCUCCGUAUCGUCAACACCCUGAUCAAUGUGUUACUGCCAGCCGACAGUCAGAACCUGGGACGAAGGAAACGCUUUAAUGAUGAGUAUGGGGAGUUGGUGCCAGUACCAAAUAAAUACCCAAUGCCAGAGGAUUGGGAGUCCACAUUUGCUGGAAACAAUGACGAUCAUUUUAGGAUAGGUCUGUCAAUCACAAGGAAGAGAUUGCAGUUAUAUACAGAGUUCUAUAAGUCAGACAUCAUUAUUGCAUCACCACUUGGAUUGAGAACACUCAUCGGAACAAAAGGUGAGAAGCAUCAAGACUAUGAUUUCUUGUCCUCAAUUGAGCUGUUAGUCUUGGAUCAGGCUGACGUCUUCCUCAUGCAGAAUUGGGAGCAUAUCAUUCAUUUAAUGGAGUAUCUUCACCUUCAGCCCAGAGACUCGCACGGAGUUGACUUCUCAAGACUCCGAGAAUGGACACUCAAUGGAUGGAGUAAAUAUUACCGGCAGACUUUGAUCUUGAGCAGUGUUACCACUCCAGAAAUCAACUCACUCUUCAACAAGCAUUGUGCCAACUUUGAAGGCAAGGUGAUGGUUUACAAUCCACCAGUAACAGGAUCAAUUUGCCAAGUCAUCACCCAACUUCCGCAGGUGUUUCAUAGACUGCAGUGCCAGAACUUCACUGAAGACUCUGAUCAGAGAUUUGAAUUCUUUCUGUCCAAGGUGUUUCCUCAGUACCAAGACCCGGGCAUGCUGGGUACAAUGAUUUAUAUACCUCAGUAUUUUGACUACGUUCGACUUCGCAACUACUUCCGCAAAAAGGAGAUUCGCAUUGCGCAAAUUUGCGAGUAUACAAGUCAGCCUAACAUAUCCCGCGCCAGACUCUACAUUGCUGAUGGGUCCAGACAUAUCUUACUGUACACGGAACGAUUCCACUUCUUCAGAAGAUAUAAGCUAAAGGGCAUUCGUAACAUUGUCUUCUACCAGCUACCGACAUACCCAAAGUUCUACAGUGAGAUUUGUAACAUGGUAGAAUCCAGACAGACUACCGUGGAACAUAACUGUAGCAUUGUGUAUACACGUUACGAUGCACAGAAAUUAGCUGGUGUUGUUGGUUCCAGUCGUUGCGGUCACAUGUUGUCAUCCGAUAAGGACACUUAUAUGUUGGUCACUGGAGCAGAUAGCUGAUGACAUGUUGUCAUCCGAUAAGGACACUUAUAUGUUGGUCACUGGAGUAGAUAGCUGAUGACAUUGUGUAUCUCAUUGUCAUGUAGGUGACCCAAACUAUGGACUGUCAUUUGUUUGGCUUCUUAAAUAUCUAUAGUGAUUUUUAAACACUGUUGUGCGAGAAUGAGAACAGUGGGAUUGUACAGUAAACUACUUGAAAAGUUAUAUCUUUGUACACCAGGGGUUUUUAGGAAAGAUGGAAUAAUGUUACUGGCUUUACUUGUUCUUUAGCAGACUUGAUUCACCUCACUCUGUAUUCUACUUACUUUCGUAAGAUUGAACCCUAGUCGUCACAAUUGUGUCGUGACACUGGACUAUAAUUGCUUCUCUUCACCAAGGAGUGAAGGAGGCAAAGGGUGGUUUGGUUUAUGGCUUAGCUACUUGUGCUCCAGUUUGGCUGCGUACUCCAAAGAGUUUAAAGUUUGAUUGAGAGUUCCGACAAUAGGACUAACUUAAAAUAAUUUGUUACGACUACAAAGUAAAACAAGAGGAAAGACUUGAAAACUUGAGUUUUUAAUUGCUUUAUUUCACCUACACAUUGAUUUGGUUCAAAGAAUUACAGCAACAAAACAAAACUAACAAAAUAUUUAAAAAACAACGGUAAUAUAAUCAUAUCAUAAAUAAGAGCAGUUGAUUAUGUGUACAUUAAAUAUGAAUAAUUCUGAGACCAAUCCUUGAACAUCUCAUUGCAUUGUAAUUGCAUAUAAAGCCAUAGAAGUCACAAUUAUGACUAGGCUCUUGAAAUAGAACCGAUACACCCGGGCAU
This is a messenger RNA of Asterias rubens (European starfish), 3249 nucleotides long. Its product is annotated as digestive organ expansion factor homolog. Gene Ontology annotation, cellular component: nucleolus; small-subunit processome. Gene Ontology annotation, molecular function: rRNA binding; U3 snoRNA binding. The record is from RefSeq and is a predicted model, not a curated record. Bases 105 to 2444 code for a protein of 779 amino acids. The transcript is spliced from 20 exons. NCBI's taxonomy places the organism in Eukaryota, Metazoa, Echinodermata, Asteroidea, Forcipulatida, Asteriidae. Gene Ontology annotation, biological process: maturation of SSU-rRNA from tricistronic rRNA transcript (SSU-rRNA, 5.8S rRNA, LSU-rRNA).